AUGUUCAUCGCCAACCUCUCUUCAGCUGAUCCGCGCAGCGGCACUCGUCAGGCGCGCCAACUGUUCGAUCAAUUGCCGCAACAACCCGAUGUCCCCCUAUGCAACGCGAUGAUCAAGUCCCACCUCUCUUCUCGUCAGUUCUCUGAAGCCAUUCAUCUCUAUAAUUGUCUUAGGAGGGAGGAAGGCUUCCUACCCGACAAUUACACUUUUACCAUUCUCACCAAGUGCUGCAUCUUGACUUCAUCGAUUGUGGAAGGGAUGGAAGUGCACGCUCACGUGUUGAGAUAUGGUUUUAACUCGAAUUUAUACGUGGCCAAUGCGUUGGUUGACAUGUAUGGGAAGAUGGGGCAAAUGGGCUUCGCUAGGAAAGUCUUUGAUGAAAUGACUGAGAGGAGUUCUGCGUCGUGGAACGCUCUCAUGUAUGGGUAUAUCAGGGGUGGAUAUAUGGGUGCUGCGGAAGGAGUUUUCAAUGCUAUGGCUUCCAUGCCCGAGAAGGAUUUGUUGUCGUGGAAGAUGAUGAUUGAUGUGUAUGUGAAGUCAGGGAAGAUGGCAUCAGCUGAGAUGUUAUUUUAUGCAGUCCCUGAGAAAGAUGUGGAGCUGUGGAAUACUUUGAUUGGAGGGUAUGUGAAGUUAGGGUAUAUGAGAUCAGCAAAGUUGUUGUUUGAUGCCAUGAUGGAGAAAAAUGUGGUGUCUUGGACCACCAUGAUGAAGGGGCAUGUGAAGCUAGGGCAAAUGAGAUCGACUAAUAUGAUUUUUGAUGCAAUGCCAGAAAGAGAUUUAGGAUCUUGGAAUACUUUGAUUGGAGGGUAUGUGAAGUUAGGUGAUAUUGCAGCAGCCAAGAUGUUGUUUGAUUCCAUGCCAGAGAAAAAUGAAGUGUCUUGGAGUAUGAUGAUCAAUGCUUAUGUGAACAUGGGAGACAUGAGAUCAGCUAACAUGUUGUUUGAUAUUAUGCCGUACAAAAAUGUGGUUGCUUGGAGCACUAUGAUCAAUGGCCAUGCAAAGUUAGGGCAGAUGAGAACAGCUAAGAUGUUGUUUGAUGCCAUGCCCGUGAAAAAUGUGAUAUCUUGGAAUACUAUGAUAAAUGGAUAUGAGAAGUUGAGGGACAUGCGAGCAGCCAAGAUGCUGUUUGACGUGAUGCCAGAGAAAGUUGAGGAACAUGAAAUGGGCGAAAAUGUUGUUUGA
Molecule: messenger RNA, 1182 nt
Organism: Salvia splendens (bonfire salvia)
Lineage: Eukaryota; Viridiplantae; Streptophyta; Magnoliopsida; Lamiales; Lamiaceae
Product: pentatricopeptide repeat-containing protein At2g44880
Exons: 2
Coding region: 1-1182 (393 amino acids)
Biological process (GO): RNA modification
Molecular function (GO): RNA binding; protein binding
Source: RefSeq, a predicted model, not a curated record